This is a messenger RNA of Nerophis lumbriciformis (worm pipefish), 2851 nucleotides long. Its product is annotated as hydroperoxide isomerase ALOXE3-like. The record is from RefSeq and is a predicted model, not a curated record. Lineage: Eukaryota; Metazoa; Chordata; Actinopteri; Syngnathiformes; Syngnathidae. Gene Ontology annotation, biological process: lipid oxidation. Gene Ontology annotation, molecular function: protein binding; iron ion binding; oxidoreductase activity, acting on single donors with incorporation of molecular oxygen, incorporation of two atoms of oxygen.
UUGUGGACUCAUCAUUCUGCAUCAAAAAUGGUUUCCUACGAGUUGACCAUCUACACUGGCAAAGAAGCCAGUGCCAUAACCGUGAACAGCAUCUACAUAAAGCUGGUGGGCACAAAAGGCGAGAGUGACCGCAAAUGGCUGAACAUUUCGCCCAUCUUCUGGGGAUCAGGUACUUGCAGUGUGGACUGUGAAUGCACCCUGGGACAGUUGAUUCUGAUCGAAGUAGACAAAAGAACAUGGUUCCUGAGUGAUGCUUGGUUCCCUGAAAAGGUGGAAAUCAAAACACCCGAGGGCGACGUCUACACUUUCCCCAUCUACUGCUGGAUCAGUGACAGCGAGACUCACCGCUUCAGAGAGGGGAAAGCUCUGAGAAUCUAUGAGGAAGAAAACCCUCUUGGUCAGUACGCACGGAAGCAGGAGCUCAUCCAGCGGCGUGAGGAAUUUAGAUGGGACGAGUAUGACUCACGCUUGCCAUACAACAUUGAAGCAGAUGGUAUUUAUGCCCUGCCGCCUAAGGACCAGUUCUCCUGGACUAAAACUAUACAGUUUUUCAUAACAGGGUUAUAUGGGAAAAUUGGGAAUAUUCUGAAAAACCUGACAGAAAACCGCAACAAUUGGAAGAGUCUCGACGAAAUCCACAAUGUGUUGAGUUGCAGAACCUCAAACCUAUAUGAUUACGUCCAGCAACACUGGGAGGAAGAUAAUUUCUUUGGAUACCAAUAUCUAAACGGCCUCAAUCCCAUCCUGAUCCGACGUUGCAAAACUCUGCCGCCAAACUUCCCCGUGACCGAUGACAUGGUCUCCUUUCCUGAGGGGUCAAAACUGUGUAAUGAGUUGAAGAACGGGAACAUUUACCUGUGUGACUACAAGAACCUGGAAGGAUUGCCAGCAAACACAGUUUUAGGAAAGCAGCAGUACUUAACAGCGCCCCUGGUUCUGUUUCACAAGAGACCAGAUGACAAGCUGAUGCCUAUCGCCAUUCAGCUGAAGCAGACCGCAGGUGAAGACAACCCCAUCUUCCUCCCGACUGACUCCACCCAUGAUUGGUUGACAGCAAAAAUAUUUGUGAGAAACGCUGACUUCACAGAGCACCAGUUCAACACGCACUUUUUGCGCACGCACCUGCUGGCCGAGGCCUUUGCAGUGUCGUUGCAGCGCAACCUACCUAUGGUGCAUCCCCUCUACAAGCUCCUCAUACCCCACACUCGCUACACCCUGGAGAUCAACAAAUUAGGUCGAGGAGGGCUGAUUGGCCCCACGGGAAUCAUUACCUUGGAUGCAGGUUCUGGGGGAAAGGCUAUAACCCAGUUCAUGGGGAGAUCGAUGUCCGACAUCACCUACACUUCCCUUUGUAUCCCAGAUGACAUCAAGGAGCGCGACAUGCAGGAUGUCCCCAACUACUACUACAAGGAUGACGGGCUCAAGAUCUGGAACAUUAUGUACAAGUUUGUUCAAAAAGUGCUUGAGUACUACUACAAAAGUGACGACGACGUCCUGAGAGACUCAGAACUGCAGACUUAUAUCGGGGACAUUUUUAAAAAGGGCUUCCUUUCGCAUAAAAAAAGAGGAUUCCCUCAGAGUUUCACCACUGUGACUGAGAUGGUUAAGUUUGUCACAAUGGUGAUGUUCACUUGUUCCUGCCAGCAUGCGGCUGUAAACAACGGAAUGUUUGACUACGCCGGCUGGAUGCCCAACUACCCCUCGACUAUGCAGUGUCCUCCCCCGACGGAAAAGGGGACAACAUCGGAGGCCACAAUUUUGGCGACAUUACCUCCUGUCUGUAUAACUGCUCAGAUCAACAAUGUAGUUUGGCUGCUCAGCAGGCCGCCGUCAGACUUUGUUGCCCUGGGACACUACCCAGAGGAACAGUUCACUGAAGAGAUCCCCCGUCUGUGGCAGAGGAAGUUCAAAGCGGAGCUCGAGGUGCUGAUUCCAAACUUCAAGAUAAGGAACAUGGAUAUCAAAAUCCCUUACACUUACCUGAUACCAAACAGUGUGGAGAACAGCAUCACCAUCUAAAACCAUUCUACUAAUGUUGUAGAAUAGGUUACAUGGUAUAUAUUCAAAACACAACAAGUGGCCUAUUUCUGUUUUUAGCUUACAUUAUGCAAUAAUCUUUGUCUUUUCUAUGACCGCAAUGCUAAAAACAGGUACUGCAGUAGAACCUCCAAAUGAUAAAUAAAUGAUAAAUGGGUUAUACUUGUAUAGCGCUCUUCUACCUUCAAGGUAGACAGUAUUUCCACAUUCACCCACACAUUCACACACUGAUGGCGGGAGCUGCCAUGCAAGGCGCUAACCAGCAGCCAUCAGGAGCAAGGGGUGAAGUGUCUUGCCCAAGGACACAACGGACGUGACUAGGAGUCAAAUAGAAAAGUACUUACCCUUUAAAGCAGUGGUGUGCUAACUACGGCAUCACGUGCUCGCCCGCCUUAUCUGUCAAAUUUCACAAGCCAAUGUGGCCCAUGAGCCAAAAAGUUUGCCCACCCCUGCUUUAAAAGUGUUUGCUGAAAUAUACUGUCACCUGGUGGCUUGUAAUAGGUAUGGCUUGAGCUAACUAAAGUGUCAUUUUGUUUGGGGCAUUUGUUUGGGGAAAGUUACUUUUUGUAUGCAUAUUGCACUGAGAAGCCACAUGCUUUCUUAUGUCACAGUAAGCUCCAUGUCCUCUUCAAUGGUUAUAUUCACAUUAUUUUCCUCUCUAUCAUUAGUAUGUAUUAGUAUUAGUAACUUAGAGAUUUCUUUACAAAAGAAAUAGUUUUUAAGGUUCGUGGGAUAUAUCAGUUAUUCUUUAACUGUUUGAACAGUAACAUUGUGUUUGAAUAUAUAGUUGAGUGAUUAUUUGGUGUAAUAUUUC